GUCAAAUAAAAACAAAUAAAUUUGCAACCAUGAAAUCACUCACCGCCAUUUUUCUUAAUUCUCAACUCCUCCUCUUUUUCCUCCUCACCACCGCCUUCUUCUACCUCUUCUGCCCCACCGCCGCCAUUGGAGUUAACUACGGCAUGGUUGCAGAUAACCUCCCUUCACCCGCGGAUGUUGCCAACUUCAUCAAAACGAAAACUAUUUUCGACAGCGUAAAGAUCUUCGACACCAACCCUACCGUUCUGCGAGCCUUUGCCAACACCAAUAUCACGAUGACGGUCACGAUCCCAAACGGGGAGAUCCCCAAUUUGAACAACGUAGGGGCGGCGACGGCAUGGGUGAACACCAAUAUUAGACCUAUCCAUCCACAAACAAAGAUCAAAUUCAUAUCUGUAGGCAACGAAGUGGUGCUUCUUAAUGAUCCUGCUCACAUUACUGGUCUUGUGCCAGCAAUGAGGGCUCUUACAGGUGCAUUGCGUGACGCUGGGCCUGAGUUUCAAGAUAUUAAGGUUACAACAGCACAUGCCCUAAACAUGUUCCAAGGUGUAACCGUUCCAAGUUUGGCCCGGUUCAGGGUCGACUAUGCAAAGUCAUUCUUUGAACCAUUGCUCCUAUACCUUCGAGAAACCAAAUCACCACUCAUGAUCAACCCUUACCCAUACUUCGAAUUAAACGUGAUGGAAAACAACGUGGACUACGCCGUUUUCAGGAAAACCCCUGGCGUCUUCGACCCUUUCAGUAAAAAAACAUACAGCAAUGCCUUCGAUUCGCUUUUGGACAAGACGUUUUCGGCCAUGUUGGCCGCCGGUUUCAAGGAUGUCGACAUCGUCAUUGGCGAGACCGGUUGGCCUUCGUUGGGCGAUCCUGGGAACUUCGCUGCUACCGUUGAUAAUGCGGCUUCUUACAAUGGGCAUUUGAUCAGGAAAAUCGUUUCCGGCAUCGGGACGCCGUUGAUGCCGAACAGGACGUUCGAUGCUUACAUUUUUGCAUUGUUUAAUGAGAAUCAGAAACCAGGUCCUCUUGCUGAGAAGAACUGGGGAUUGUUUCAACCAGAUUACACACCCGUUUAUGUUUCUGGAGCAUUGCGCGAUGGUCCUGCCCCUAGUCUUAACAAUCCUAACUUCACGGUCGAACGCCGUCUUCGUGUGCCGAAACCUGGAGUUCCCGAUGACCAAUUGCAGAAAAACUUGGAUUUUGCCUGCAGCCAAGGAGCCGAUUGCGGUCCGAUUCAACCCGGUGCGAUUUGUUCCAAUCCGGCCACUGUCGCCUCUCGUGCUACAUAUGCCAUGAACUCUUUCUUUAGGAUUAGAGGUGUUGAUACUGCCUGUGAUUUUUCCGGCACCGGCCAAAUCACGACAGUCAAUCCAAGUUAUGGCAACUGCCGUUAUCCUUGAAGAAUUGAAUGAGAUAACGGUACCUGUUAAGCAAAGGUUUUGCUGAGCUCAAAAAACUUUAGCUGUACAAAAGGAUC
Molecule: messenger RNA, 1474 nt
Organism: Hibiscus syriacus
Lineage: Eukaryota; Viridiplantae; Streptophyta; Magnoliopsida; Malvales; Malvaceae
Product: glucan endo-1,3-beta-glucosidase-like
Exons: 4
Coding region: 30-1397 (455 amino acids)
Biological process (GO): carbohydrate metabolic process
Cellular component (GO): plasma membrane
Molecular function (GO): hydrolase activity, hydrolyzing O-glycosyl compounds
Source: RefSeq, a predicted model, not a curated record